ACCCCUCACCGGACACCGAGGACGGUGCUUUGGAAGCCUUUGCACAAUGAUCUCCUUCUCUUUUCCUCUCAUUAUCUUCUUGCUGGACUCCUCUCUAAGUUAUGUCUUGUCCUCCCUGGUGUAUAAAUAUUAUCCUAUAUAUUUUCUGGAGACGGUGUGGCUAGUGCACCUUAUUAAAGUCCCCCUUCUUAGAGCCGUGUCCCAGAAACUUCCCUGUCCAUGGUGGAUCCCAUCCACUCUUCUCUACGUCCUGACACUAUGCCUAGCUCCUGCUCUGCACCAGACCCUCCGAUUGCUUCUCUUCUCCCAGGCUCCGGAGCUACACUCAGGCCUGGCCAACUCUCUGCUGUAUCACCUGCCCUUGUCUCUGUCCUGUCUGCUCUGGGAUCUGCUGUCCCCUCUCUUAUUUCCAGAAGAGGAUCCUGAGGAGGAUAGCAAUGGAAAGAAGAAGGAAAGGGAAAACUUCAUCAGGCUUGUAAUGCUCUCCAAAGCAGACUGGCCUUUCCUGUCCUUCGCUUUUAUGUUCCUGGCGCUUGCACUGUUACUUGAAUUGUCUAUUCCAUAUUACAUGGGACGUGUGAUUGACAUCUUGUCCAGCUACUACAAGGAGACCGAGUUCCUGAGUGCCAUUUUUUUCAUGUCCUUCUUUUCUGUCACAAGUUCUCUCUCUGCGGGGUGUCGGGGAGGAUUAUUCAUGUUCAGCAUGUCUCGCCUCAAAAUCCGAUUACAGAAACUCCUUUUUGGAGCCUUUGCUAAACAGGACAUUGCCUUCUUUGAAGCAAAUAAAACAGGAGAGAUCACAUCUCGGCUGUCAAAUGACACGUCACUGGUGAGCCGCUCCAUUGCUGGCAAUGUGAACAUUACCUUGCGGAUGUUUGUGAAAUGUGUUGGUCACUAUUACUUCAUGAUACUGGUUUCCUGGAAGUUGACGCUGCUCACCCUUAUCAGCACACCGCUCAUCUGGAUUGUUCAGAGCCUGUACAACAAGUAUCACCAGGAUCUGGUGAAGAAGGUGCAGGAUUCCAUCGCCACCUCCAGUGAUCUGGCAAAAGAGAUCAUUGAGACAGUAGAGACAGUAAAGAGCUUUGCAGCGGAGGAAGAGGAGGGAGAGAGGUAUGACGAGGCUCUAAGGAAGACACAUCGUCUGCAAUGCCACAGGGAUCUGGUCCGAGCUGUAUACCUGCUCGCUUUCAGGAGCGUUAACCUUGGUACUCAGGUGGCGAUGUUUGUGUAUGGGCACAAGCUAAUCCAGAGUGGAGCAAUAACCAAUGGACAGAUGGUGUCCUUCAUGCUGUACCAAAUAGAGUCUGGAGACUAUUUACGGUCCCUGUUCCACAUGUUCAGUGAGAUAACUCAUUCCGCUGGAGUCGCCACCAAAGUAUUCCAGUACCUGGAUCAAAAGCCGCAGGUCUCCAGAGCUGGAUCUCUUUGUCCUGAAAACCUAGACAGAAUGUUCGAGUUCAAGAAUGUGACAUUUUCAUACCCUUCCUGCCCAGAUACCCCUGCUCUGAAGGAUGUCUCAUUCACUCUUAAGCCUGGCACGGUAACAGGCAUAGUGGGUCUCUCCGGGGGUGGAAAGACAACAUGCGUGGCAUUACUGGAGAGAUUCUAUGAGCCCCAGAGUGGAAAAAUCCUGCUUGAUGGAAGACCACUGGCUGAAUACAAGCAUGAGUACCUACACAGCAAGGUGGCUUUAGUGGCUCAGGAUCCCGUCCUGUUUGCUGGAACAGUCAGAGAAAACAUUGCUUACGGUCUUGACAGACUUUCUGAAAAGCAGCUGGUGAAAGCAGCAAGAUUGGCCAAAGCUGAUGCUUUCAUUGAAAAAAUGGAGAAUGGCUAUGAUACAGAUGUUGGCAGCAGUGGGGCUCAGCUGGCAGCCGGCCAGAAACAGCGGAUUGCUCUUGCACGCGCUCUUGCACGGCAUCCCAAACUUCUCAUUCUAGAUGAGGCUUCAAGGUGUCUUGAUGUUGAUACAGAAGAUAUGAUCCAGCAGUCUCUGCAGAGUAUUCCAGAUCUCACUGUGCUGAUCAUCGCCCACCGGCUGCGCGCAGUAAAAAAUGCUGACCAGAUUCUGGUGCUGGAAGGGGGACAACUGGUGGAGAGUGGGACUCAUGAUGAACUUGUAGAGAGACAAGGGGCUUAUUACAAGCUCCAUCAGAAUCAAGAAUAAGAUGGACCUUUCUUUGAUGUUACAUGUG
Nanorana parkeri is the source of this 2198-nucleotide messenger RNA. RefSeq names its product transporter 2, ATP binding cassette subfamily B member (gene TAP2). Gene Ontology annotation, cellular component: TAP complex; endoplasmic reticulum membrane. Lineage: Eukaryota; Metazoa; Chordata; Amphibia; Anura; Dicroglossidae. The transcript is spliced from 12 exons. The record is from RefSeq and is a predicted model, not a curated record. Gene Ontology annotation, molecular function: ATP binding; ABC-type oligopeptide transporter activity; ATP hydrolysis activity. The coding region runs from base 47 to 2170 and encodes 707 amino acids. Gene Ontology annotation, biological process: transmembrane transport; antigen processing and presentation of endogenous peptide antigen via MHC class I.